AGCCCGAUUCCCAACGGUUCACUCUCCCCAUCCAAAACCCUUUCGAUUGGGUUGUUUGUGUAAGAGGGAUAACCCGAUUCUAAUUUUGUAGUUCUCACUUAUCUCCGCCAUGUCCCUCCUCCUCCGUUCCCUACCGGCGGUGGCCCACCGCGCCAAAUUCUCACUUCCGCCGCACCUUCCUGUCCUCCUCCUCACCUUCCGCCGACCGAAAUUAAAUCCAUCCAAUCUCCUCAUAACUCGCGCAUUUUCCUCCAUCCAUGCCUCCGACUCUGAAACUCUCAGUGUCCCAACUCCCAAGCAGCCGCUCCCAUCCUCGGCCGAUGCCAGCUCGAAUGCCCUAGAGUGGGUGAGUCGAACUGAUUUCUGCGGAGAAUUGGCCGAACCGGACGUUGGUAGACGGGUUCGCCUCUGCGGGUGGGUGGCGCUCCACCGGGUUCACGGCGGUCUCACCUUCCUCAGUCUUCGUGACCAAACUGGAAUUGUUCAGGUUACUACACUUCCGGAUGAGUUUCCUGAAGCUCAUUCUGUUGUGAACGAUUUGAGGCUUGAGUAUGUGAUCGCUGUGGAAGGUGUGGUUCGUCAGCGUCCAGUUGAGUCCAUUAAUAAGAAAAUGAAGACGGGCCUCAUAGAGGUUGCUGCAGAGCAUGUCCAUGUGUUGAAUGCAGUGAGAUCUAAGUUACCUUUUCUGGUUACUACAGCAGAUGAUGCAAAAGAUUAUACAAAAGAAGAAAUUAGAUUGAGAGAAUUGGAGCUUUUAUUCACGCAGACUAACAAAAUAUCUUCACUUAUCAGAUACCGAUGCUUGGAUUUGCGGCGUGUUCAUAUGAAUGCAAAUAUAAUGUUGCGGCAUAGAGUGGUGAAACUCAUUCGCAGAUACCUUGAGGACAUUCAUGGUUUUGUGGAGAUUGAAACUCCAGUUCUAUCUAGAUCUACUCCGGAAGGUGCAAGGGAUUAUCUAGUGCCUUCAAGAAUUCAGCCUGGAACAUUUUAUGCUUUGCCUCAAAGCCCACAGCUCUUCAAGCAGAUGCUUAUGGUCUCGGGUUUUGAUAAGUACUAUCAAAUAGCAAGGUGUUUUAGAGAUGAAGAUUUAAGAGCCGAUAGGCAGCCCGAAUUUACCCAGCUGGACAUGGAAAUGGCAUUCACUCCUCUUGAGGACAUGCUGAAACUCAAUGAAGAUUUGAUUAGAAAGGUUUUUCUUGAGAUCAAAGGAGUUGAGCUGCCGAAUCCUUUUCCAAGGCUAACAUAUGCUGAAGCUAUGAGCAGAUAUGGAUCAGACAGACCAGAUACACGCUUUGAUCUUGAACUGAAAGAUGUAUCCAAUUUCUUUAGGAAUUCGUCCUUCAAGGUUUUUGCAGAUGCCUUGUCGUCUGGGGGUAUUAUUAAAGCACUGUGUGUACCUUCAGGGGCCAAAAGCUAUUCAAAUAGUGCUCUUAAGAAGGGUGAUAUUUACAAUGAAGCUAUUAAAUCUGGAGCAAAGGGUUUACCUUUCUUAAAGGUCUCAACUGAUGGUGCCCUUGAAGGGAUUCCAGUGCUAGUAUCGAGUUUGGGCAAAACUGAUAAAGAACAUUUACUGAAUAUACUGUGUGCCAGUUCAGAUGAUUUAAUAUUAUUUGCGGUGGGUAACCCUACAUCAGUUAAUAAAACUUUAGACCGCCUGAGACUUCAUGUAGCUCAUGAAUUGAGCCUGAUUGAUCCUUCAAGGCAUUCUAUCCUAUGGAUUACUGAAUUUCCGAUGUUCGAGUGGAAUGAAUCUGAGGAAAGGCUUGAGGCCUUGCAUCAUCCAUUCACAGCCCCUAACCCUGAUGAUAUGAAGGACCUAACUUCUGCCCGUGCCUUAGCUUAUGACAUGGUUUACAAUGGCGUUGAGAUUGGUGGAGGGAGCUUAAGAAUCUACAAACGCGAAGUCCAAGAGAAGGUUUUGGAAAUAGUUGGCAUUUCCCGUGAACAAGCUGAAGCCAAGUUUGGGUAUCUUUUGGAGGCUCUGGACAUGGGUGCUCCUCCACAUGGAGGUAUUGCUUAUGGGUUGGAUAGACUGGCGAUGCUUUUGGCAGGGACGAACUCGAUUAGGGAUGUUAUAGCCUUCCCAAAAACAACUACUGCCCAAUGUGCCCUUACUCGUGCACCUUCUGAGGUUGAUCCCCAGCAACUAAAGGACCUAUCCUUUCAUACAACGUUAAGUUCUUGAAAGUGCUUCCAUUUUCACCUUUACUCUUUUGUGUAUUUCACAUUUGCUCAUAGUUUCUCUUGGAAAAGAAGAUGGUCAGAGCUACAAUCAAAAUGUGUGCACUAAUGUGCAAUAGCUUUUGAUUUUGACUCGGAGAAAUAAUAAAGACCAAGUUGUCUGGCAUAUAUUCUUUAUCUUUAUUUUUAUUAUUUUGUUUUUGUUUCUUGUAUAUUGUGCAUGAUUAUCAGCAUAUAUCUUUUCGCCCCGUCUAAUACGCAAUAGAUAAACGAAUAAUACUAGUACCAAGGAUAAUAAUGUGUACG
Messenger RNA from Striga asiatica, 2487 nucleotides. The record is from the annotation of a GenBank genome assembly. NCBI's taxonomy places the organism in Eukaryota, Viridiplantae, Streptophyta, Magnoliopsida, Lamiales, Orobanchaceae.